This is a messenger RNA of Schistosoma curassoni, 2866 nucleotides long. Lineage: Eukaryota; Metazoa; Platyhelminthes; Trematoda; Strigeidida; Schistosomatidae. The record is from the annotation of a GenBank genome assembly.
UCAGUUUGAAAAAAUAUUAGAAACUGACUCAUUCAAUAAACAAUGUUUGAACCCGUGUUAUAAUACUCCUGGAAGAAUUCCAAGUCCACAAUAUACCCAACACGUUCCUCCAAUCCUAUUUCGUAAACGUACUGAAAAAAUUGAUUGGAAACGCUUAGCGUCGAUUGAUGUAAACCGUAUAACAAAAGAUGUAGAUAUUGAAAGCCUACAAGAAAUAUUAUCGUCUGUCACAUUCUGUGAUAUAACUAACGAAAUAGAUACACGUUAUGUGGAUAAUAACUUGAUAAAACUAUUUCAACUUGCUCAACUUUUAGUUGAAUAUUUAUUGUACUCUCAAGAUUAUUUGACAACGACAAUUGAUUCACUUAAAGAAGAAAAUAAUGAACUUCACAAGAAUUGUGAUAAAUUAAAACACCAACUUCAAGAGAAAACAAAUCGUCUUACAGCAACUCGUCGAGAAUGUCAUCGUCGACGUUUAUUACUUAUGGCUCAACAACAACUUAUGGAUUCUGGUCCACAAUCAUUACACAAAUGUAUCUACUGUCCUAAAGCUUUUGUAAAUGCAUCAUUUCUAGCUACACAUAUUCAUCGUCGACAUCCAGAAACAGAGACUAUGGAUAGAAAUACUCCAGUUUAUGCAACACAACCAUGUUUAAUAACUAACAACACACCUUAUCCACAAGUACAACAAUCACAACAAAUAUAUCAACAGUCUGAUGAUCACUAUACAACGAAUAAUAAUAACAUGAGGUCAUCUUUAGAACAUGAUGUGAGAGAGUUGCUAAACCAAUUGAAAUUGAAUCCUCCAAAUCUACCAAAUAAACAUCAGUCACCAACUAGAUCGAUUGGUUUUGAUGGUGAACAAAAUAAAAACAAUGCAGAUUGGCAUACACAAUUAAUGGAAGAGCAUAGACGUGAUAUGGAAUUAAUGAGAAAAGGAUUUGAGAAAGAACUUCACAAUCUUCAAAUUCAAUAUCAUCAAACACAAGAAGAAUUAAGUAAAUUAAAAUCCAGACCAUCUAUUUCUAAUUUAGGCGAAUUAGAAAAUGAUAUGUCUGGACCUGUAUUUCGACCAAAUCGAGCAAAAUCAGCUAAUACAACACUAAGGCAGUCGACUAAAAAUUAUAAUGUUGAGCAAGGUGAAACAAGUUCCCGUCAUAGUUUACCCAUUGAUGAUGAUAAACAGUCAAAUACUCAUGUCUCAAUUAUUUCCGGACCAACAACAAGAUUCUUAAGACCACCUUAUUCAUUGAAACCACAAUUUAGUGAUACAAUAAAUCAUGAUGAUAAAGAUGAAUCGGAAGCACAACAAGUUUCUCGGGCAAUGGGACGUGUAUUAACUGCUUCAGGGGGUACAAGUCCAACACCAAGUUUAAAUGCAAGUACAAAUAUGUUACGGUACAGUCGUUUAUUAGAUCAAUUACGUGGUGAUCCAGAAACUUUAAGGAAACUACGUCAUGAAGUUGAACAAUUAUUAUUAGAACAAUUAAAUGAACAUGGAAUUAAAUCAGAUCAACGUCGUUUAUCUACAAAUCAACUUAAUCAAAAACUAACUAUUUUACAUAAGGAAAGAGAAAAUCUAGCUAGAAAGCAUCGAAAUUUUAUGGAAAUACGAGAUGCAUUAAGUCAACAUGUUGAUCGUUUAGCGCAUGCUGCACUCCGUGGUAGUACAAUCAGUAUUCCAGAAGCAAGACUACGUGCAGAGAAUAUUCAUAAAAUGAAUUCAUCCUACAAACCUGGUUUGCCUCCUCCAGCAUCACACAGUCCCGGUAGUUUACGUAGAGCUGGAACUCUUCCAUUAGCUUCACAAAGAGUUGAUAUUACAUCUAACUUAGGAGUAUCUUUACCAAUAUUAUCUGUAAAUAAUGAAAUUAGAAGAAGUCAAUCUACCAUGACAGGAAUGAUAAAUUCACCAAGUAAAAAAGGAACAGGAUUCUCUGAAGCAAAACCACGUUUACAAAGAUCAAGUCCUCAACUUCAAUUUGUUUCAGAAGAAAGUAAUUUUGGCAGUAAAUUAGCACCAACCAUGUUUAAACAGAAUCCUACAAAUGAAUCACAAUUACAAAUGACUUCUCAAAAAUAUCCCAACUGUCUACAUAACAGUAAUAAUGAUAAUAAUAAUUAUAAUAAUAACAAUGGUACUAUUCAACAAAAACAAAUCACAUCUAAUUCACCUGAGAUUCAUUUCAGUCAUGAUCAACGAGUUGUGACAUUUGGUACAAAACCAAAUACUACUAAUACUACUAGUAAUUUAUCAGUUGUGCCGAGCAGUGAGGAUGAUGAAUGGGAUUCAGAAACGGAAGAUUUAAAUAUUGUUGCAGCUGAAAUUAACAAAUCUCAACAAUUAACACGGGGAUCAUCAAAUAAACUAACAAAUCCCCUAAAACCAAUAACAUCCUAUUAUAAAUCAAAUCACAGUAUCAAUAAUAGUUCUAUGCAACAGAAAAACAACAGUCCUCAAGGAGUAAAGUUCACUUCAUAUAAAAAUCCAAAUUUAAAAACUGAUGAUGAAGAUAUAUUCAGCGUAUCAUCAAUCAACGGUGGUUUAGCCGAAGAUAAUAGCUUAUCUUUAGCCCAAGAAUUAUCGCCGAGACAUUCAGUUAGAGUUAGUCGGUCUUUGGAUCCGAGCGUAGCAGCAGCACACGCAGAAAUGGCUGCAUUAGGUCCUAGGCCAACUACCAGAGUAGGUGGAGUGAGUAGGCAACCAAUUACUGCAAAGCACACAUCAAUCGGAAGCCCAGAAUUAAGCAACACCAUGGUAACUAGUCUCUGGGGUACUAAUUCUAAAGCCGCAAGUCCAAUUACUAAUGUGAUCUCUGUGGCCAGAUCUGAUGGUGCCUACGAUGAGUUCGAUUCAGACGAUUGA